Messenger RNA from Malus domestica (apple), 844 nucleotides. RefSeq lists its product as uncharacterized. Lineage: Eukaryota; Viridiplantae; Streptophyta; Magnoliopsida; Rosales; Rosaceae. The record is from RefSeq and is a predicted model, not a curated record.
CAUUUCAUCCUCCAACCAUCUCCUUGUUUCUCUGUAUUUUUCUCUCUGCUCUUCUUGUUUACAUGUCACUAUGAAAUGAAGAAACGCGCAACCGAGUUUCCCUCUUUUUUUCAUCGGUUUCUCUGCGAGGCUUCGGUCUGAAUCUAAUGGGCGGUGAAGAUAGGUGGCAAGGCAUUGCUCUAGCUCCAGUAAAUACAGACAGAGAAGAGGAGCAAUGGAGGAGCUUCAACAACUCAGUGAAUGCAGUUUCUUUAGGUUUUGUAGCAACUGCUAUUCUCAUCUCAAUGUUUCUUGUGAUGGCUAUUUUUGAGAGAUUUUUCAGGCCCAGAUCAUCACAGCUGCCCACUUCAGCUCACACUACUACAACUACUACUCAUUUGGAUCUUCAGCCACAGAUUACCUACAAUGAUUCCAAGCUUGAUCACCACCACUCUCACAAAAUGAGAAUUUAUGCCAGAGAAGUAUCUGUGAUGAUGCCUGGGGAAGAUAUGCCUACCUUCAUUGCACAUCCUGCUCCUGCACCGUGUCUACCGGAGCGCAUCGCUUGGCCUCUCCAUCAAACACAAACCGUGCCUUGAUCCUGCUUCGAGCUAAAUUUCAAGCUGAAACAAGACAGGGAUAUCGACAAGAAAAACCUAGUUUUCGUUAGUCCUUUUGGUUUCGGACAUGAUCGAAUUAGGGUUCGUUGACGAUCACAUUAGUCUUUUGAACGUAGGAGGAAGCCAGGAACCGAGACUCAUUAGCAGAACAACAAUCACAUGUACAUAUUCCGUUUUAUGUAUAAAGCUUUGGCUGUCCUCUCAAAUUGAUUUUCUUGGUGUUUAAUUUCUAAAUAUCAAAAUAA